Messenger RNA from Quercus robur (English oak), 1206 nucleotides. Its product is annotated as protein RADIALIS-like 3. Lineage: Eukaryota; Viridiplantae; Streptophyta; Magnoliopsida; Fagales; Fagaceae. The record is from RefSeq and is a predicted model, not a curated record. The transcript has 2 exons. The coding region runs from base 435 to 749 and encodes 104 amino acids. Gene Ontology annotation, molecular function: DNA-binding transcription factor activity.
GAGGUUUGAAGUUUUGUCUGCUUUUGAUCAUUGGUUUCCAGUUUUGGCCUAAAUGGAUCAAAAUGAUAUAUUAUAUGAUUAUAUUAUACCAAGAUAUAAUAUGAUUAUUUAAUAUAUUUCAUUGCUUAUGUAUGUAUGUUUUAGAUCUGAGCUAAGGAGGGCCUAUUGUUGUCUCUGACAAUCUGACACAAGGCCUCCUUAAUAAAAACAAGCUUUGUAGCUCAUAACAGACUCCUGACACUCCCUCCAGAAACUCGGGUGUUAGAAUCUAGUUAGGAGAAUCAAACUAGGUACCAGAAAAUAUAUUUAACCCUUUUUUUUUUCUUCGAUGAAUACUAGAAUGUAACUGAAUAAUUGGGUAUUCCUUAUUUUUCUCAAAAAAGAAUCAAAGUGAUCAAAAGGGUGUGGUCUAGACUAGUGUCAGUGCUAGUAAUAUGGAUGACUUUCCAAAGGUUUUGUGUGGGUGGAGCUGGGAGGAGAACAAGUUGUUUGAGCUGGCUUUGGCAGUGGUAGAUGAAGAGGACCCAGAUCGGUGGGAAAUGGUUGCAGCCAUGGUCGGAGGCAAGAAGAGUGCAGAGGAUGUGCAGAAACAUUAUGUGAUCCUUUUGGAGGAUUUGCAGGUUAUAGAAUCUGGUAAGCUGGAUCAUAAACUAGGUGAAGCUCAGCCUUGUGGUCAAGUUGAUUGCACACAACCCAGAUGCUGGACUGAUGAAGAUAACAACUUGCUUGUUCAGUGGAACAUUAACUGAUCUCUGGAACCUCUGGCUAUCCAUAGAAGCAGAUUGAUAUCUUUACAAGAACAUGCCCAGUUAGAACACAGCCUAAACAAUGUUGAUGCUUAUGGUUAGUCACGUUAGUGCAUCAAUCUGAAUUUUAUCCAUAGUUUGUAGACGUUUUCAAUCUGUUCUUUGUAACAUGGGAAUGAUCAGUAAAAGGCAAGCAGAAAGACUAAGAUUCCAGACUGUAAAUAGCAGAUAGCCAGAUAUUGGUUGAGCCUCCGCUAUUAACUUGGACUCAAAACACAUAACAGCCUCUUUCCUGUGCUGGUUGCUUCAUCCACAAACCAUAAUGUGGCCCAGAUAUAUAUGGUUAUAAAUGUGAAGGACCAUAAGCAUUUGAUUCACAUUUUCAUUUGGUUGUGAGGUGUACUAUAAAUGUUUUGAGACCUGAUCUAUUUCUUAAAAUUAUUCUGUGACCGUUGAAAUC